Molecule: messenger RNA, 1667 nt
Organism: Phoenix dactylifera (date palm)
Lineage: Eukaryota; Viridiplantae; Streptophyta; Magnoliopsida; Arecales; Arecaceae
Gene: G4
Product: UbiA prenyltransferase family protein
Biological process (GO): chlorophyll biosynthetic process
Cellular component (GO): membrane
Molecular function (GO): chlorophyll synthetase activity
Source: RefSeq, a predicted model, not a curated record
ACAGGCUAUCCGCCUUCCGAGCCCGUCUCACGGUCCACGCCCAUACCCCGGACGAGGCACAGAGAUACCACUCGCUUCCACUCCCUACUCUCUCUCUCGCUCCCCCUUCCGUCCCACUGGCUAUGGCGUCCAUCCUCCUCGGCGCUACCUCCAUCGCUCAAUCGAACCGAACUCCAUACCGCCUUUGCUCCACGGUGGGGCGACGGUCGCCCCCGCUUUCUCUCACCAGGAGGAAACUGACGGUGAGGGCGGCAGAAACCGAUGCUAACGAAGUGAAAGCCACGGCUCCGGAUAAGGCUCCAGCGAGCAAUGGAGGCUCGAGCUUCAAUCAGCUUCUCGGGAUAAAGGGAGCGGCGCAGGAGUCGGAUAAAUGGAAGAUCCGUGUUCAACUCACCAAACCUGUCACUUGGCCUCCGUUGGUAUGGGGAAUUGUAUGUGGAGCUGCUGCUUCUGGAAAUUUUCACUGGACCGUGGAAGAUGUAGCUAAAGCUAUUGUUUGCAUGCUGAUGUCUGGACCAUGCCUUACAGGCUUCACACAGACACUUAAUGAUUGGUAUGACAGAGAAAUUGAUGCAAUCAAUGAGCCUUACCGUCCCAUUCCUUCAGGAGCAAUAUCUGAGAAUGAGGUUAUAACUCAGAUCUGGUUGCUGCUUUUAGGAGGCCUCAGCUUGGCAGGUUUAUUAGAUGUGUGGGCCGGGCACAAGGUUCCUGUUAUCCUUUAUCUAGCUUUGGGUGGAUCCUUGCUUUCUUAUAUAUAUUCAGCUCCACCAUUAAAGCUCAAGCAGAAUGGAUGGAUUGGAAAUUUUGCUUUAGGGGCAAGUUACAUCAGUUUGCCAUGGUGGGCUGGUCAAUCUCUGUUUGGAACCCUUACUCCUGACAUAAUUGUACUCACACUGUUGUACAGCAUAGCAGGGCUGGGGAUUGCCAUUGUUAAUGAUUUCAAGAGCAUCGAAGGAGACAGGGCUUUAGGACUGCAGUCACUUCCAGUUGCUUUUGGUAUUGAUACUGCCAAAUGGAUAUGUGCUGGUGCAAUUGAUAUUACUCAGUUAUCAAUCGCAGGUUACCUGCUUGGUGCUGGUAAGCCAUUAUAUGCACUAGCACUGCUUGGGUUGAUAAUCCCACAGGUGGUAUUUCAGUUUCAAUACUUCUUGAAGGAUCCAGUGAAGUAUGAUGUCAAAUAUCAGGCUAGUGCACAACCCUUCCUGAUCCUGGGUCUCCUGGUAACAGCCCUGGCUACCAGCCACUGAUUCCCACGUCGGAGUCACACCAGUCUGCUGUGCAACAGCAGCAUCACAAAAAUGUGAACCAUCCCGGAAUCUUCCAAUCCUCACAUUGUGAACCAUGAACCACUCACCCCCUUGCUUGAUGCAGAGAUUUGUGAUUCUGUGAUUCCCAUUGUAACAGCAUUGCCAUUGACCAUAAGCCUCUCCUCAAUUUUCAAGUAAACGGGCACGGGAGAGAACUACCAGAAGAACCAUCACAACGUAGCAAUGUAGAAGUCGCAGCUUCCCGUUGGUAGCUUUCUUUUUAUUCCGUCACUUAGAACCUGUAACUUGCAUUAGCAACUUUUGCUUGUAUAUUUAAAGUGUCUUCAAACGGUUUUCACUACACACCUGCUUGAGAUAUUAUUAGCACAAACUGACGUGACUGAGUUCAGAUACAAUUCA